AUGAAAGCAACGGCCGUCGUACUUCUAUUUAUUGUAGCAGUGGCAGUAGCCGUGGAUGAAGAAUGUCCGCAAGAACAGGAAACUGACUGGACAGUUGAAAAACUUCUUCGUCAUGAGGAUUGUAACAAAUUUUAUAAGUGUACCCACGGCGUACCAGUUGAACAAACAUGCUAUGGAGAUCUGUAUUUCAAUUUAGAAACUUGGCAAUGUGACUGGCCACACAAUGUAGACUGCACUGGUAGAGUUGAACCAACGACACCAGCACCAUCUACCACAUCCACGACAACUACUUCAGUACCAACUACUACAUCAACGACAACUACUCCAGCAUCAACUACCACAUCCACGACAACUACUUCAGCUCCAACGACGACAACAACGACUCCAACGCCGACUACUACUACUACAACUACAACAACGACACCGGCGCCAACAACUACUACAACCACAACUACGACACCGGAGCCCACAACUACUACAACGACAACAACGACACCGGUGCCAACAACUACUACAACUACCACGACGACACCAGUACCGACUACUACUACUACUACAACGACACCUAAACCUACCACUACUACGACCACGACAACGACUCCGGCACCAACAACAACAACGUCAGCCCCAAUCGAUCCCGAUUUCCUUCCAAAUGGAUGUCCAGUUAAUCCACAUAUUCAUUGGUUGCUUCCACACGAGAAUGAUUGCAACAAAUUUUAUUAUUGUGUAUGGGGUGAGAAAGUCCUCAGAGUGUGUCCUUCAACCCUGCACUUUAACCCAGUACUUCAGGUAUGCGAUUGGCCAAGAGACGCCGGCUGCGCUACGUCUUUCAACAAACACUAUGAAAACAGAAGAUUUCUUCUAGACACAUUAGCAAUUGUCAUUUUGUUUACCGCUGCAGUGGCAGUGCCCUUAGACGACGAAUGUCCACAAGAACAGGAAGAUGACUGGACAAUUGAAAAACUUCUUCGUCAUGAGGAUUGUAAUAAAUUUUAUAUAUGUACCCAUGGCGUAAAAGUUGAACAAACGUGCUAUGGAGAUCUGUAUUUCAAUUUAGAAACUUGGCAAUGUGACUGGCCACACAAUGUAGACUGCACUGGUAGAGUUGAACCAACGACACCAGCACCAUCUACCACAUCCACGACAACUACUCCGGCACCAACUACUACAUCAACGACAACUACUUCAUCACCAACGACGACAACAACGACUCCAGCGCCAACUACUAUUACAACUACAACGACACCGGUACCAACUACUACUACUACAACGACACCUAAACCUACUACUACUACGACCACAACAACGACGCCAGUGCCAACUACUACUACAACUACAACAACCACACCGGUACCAACUACUACUACUACUACUACUACUACAACGACACCUAAACCUACCACUACUACGACCACAACAACAACACCUAAACCUACCACUACUACGACCACAACAACAACACCUAAACCUACCACUACUACGACCACGACAACGACACCAGCGCCAACUACUACUACAACUACGACAACCACACCGGUACCAACUACUACUAUAACGACGCCUAAACCUACCACUACUACGACUACAACAACGACACCAGUACCCACAACAACCACAACAUCAGCCCCAACUCUACCUGAUUUCCUUCCUAAUGGAUGUCCAGUUAAUCCACAUAUUCAUUGGCUGCUUCCACAUGAGAAUAAUUGCAACAAAUUUUAUUAUUGUGUUUGGGGUGAGAAAGUCCUCAGAGUGUGUCCCUCCACCCUCCACUUCAACCCAGUACUUCAGGUAUGCGAUUGGCCACGAGACGCCGGCUGCGCUGCGUCUCUUAACAAACACCGUGAAAACAGAAGAUUAUUACUGGACAGUAUAAAUUUUUAAGUCACAAGAAGAGUGUAAUCAACAAAAAAGAAAAUCUGCUGCAGUUUUAUAAGUGAUUUUGCUUUUUCUUUAAAUGAUUUUUUUCGCAUACAAGAUUCAAAUUACUAAGCUUUAUUUAUUACUCAAAAUAUAAUUUCUUAAAAUUCUUAUUUA
Melitaea cinxia (Glanville fritillary) is the source of this 2034-nucleotide messenger RNA. It is a transcript of the gene IIM1, whose product is annotated as mucin-2-like. Gene Ontology annotation, cellular component: extracellular region. The coding region runs from base 1 to 1881 and encodes 626 amino acids. Gene Ontology annotation, molecular function: chitin binding. The transcript is spliced from 5 exons. The record is from RefSeq and is a predicted model, not a curated record. Lineage: Eukaryota; Metazoa; Arthropoda; Insecta; Lepidoptera; Nymphalidae.